Molecule: messenger RNA, 1898 nt
Organism: Anas platyrhynchos (mallard)
Lineage: Eukaryota; Metazoa; Chordata; Aves; Anseriformes; Anatidae
Gene: GJB3
Product: gap junction protein beta 3
Biological process (GO): cell-cell signaling
Cellular component (GO): connexin complex
Molecular function (GO): gap junction channel activity
Source: RefSeq, a predicted model, not a curated record
GACCCUGGCUGCCGCCAGCGCCAGUCCCCAUGGAUUGGAAAACGCUGCAGGCGCUGCUCAGCGGGGUCAACAAGUACUCCACGGCCUUCGGCCGCAUCUGGCUCUCCGUGGUCUUCGUCUUCCGCGUGCUGGUCUACGUGGUGGCGGCCGAGCGCGUCUGGGGGGACGAGCAGAAGGACUUUGACUGCAACACGCGGCAGCCCGGCUGCACCAACGUCUGCUAUGACCACUUCUUCCCCAUCUCCCACAUCCGCCUGUGGGCCCUGCAGCUCAUCUUCGUCACUUGUCCCUCCCUGCUGGUCAUCAUGCACGUGGCCUACCGGGAGGACCGGGAGAAGAAGAACCGGGAGAAGAAUGGGGAGAACUGCCCCAAGCUUUACAGCAACACGGGCAAGAAGCAUGGCGGGCUGUGGUGGACCUACCUGCUGAGCCUCUUCUUCAAGCUGGUCAUAGAGAUCCUCUUCCUCUACCUCCUGCACAAGAUGUGGGACAGCUUCGACCUGCCGCGGCUGGUCAAGUGCUCCAAGCUGGAGCCCUGCCCCAAUACCGUGGACUGCUACAUCGCUCGGCCCACAGAGAAGAGAGUCUUCACCUAUUUCAUGGUCGGGGCCUCCUCCAUCUGCAUCGUCCUCACCGUCUGUGAGAUCUUCUACCUCAUCUUCAAGCGGGUCGUGCAGAGGGUGAAAAAGUGGAAGAAGGCCACCAAGCGCUCCGUCAGCUACAGCAAGGCCUCCACCUGCCAGUGCCACCUCAAGAUGGAGGAGAAGGAAAACAAGGCCCAGAAUAGAGGAGAGGAGCUCUGAUCUCCCCUGCCCCAGCCAGCUCGCCUUCCCUUGGACCAUGAGUUUUUCAAGCCUACACAUUUCCCAAACCCUGGAGAUUUGACCCUUUUUGAAAAAUGACUGACCCCAAGAAGGUUCCCCAAGAGAGGACCAUGGGGUGCCGAGAAGAUGCAGGUAAGGUGAGGGCAGCCCCUGAGCUCUGCUGGCUGCACACGGCGGUGCUUCAGGGCUCGGACACCACGCUGACACAUGGACACAGGUCAUGAGCUCCAAAAAACAGCCCCCAAGCUGUCCCCAGUGGGGACAAAGCCUUUGCACUGGGAGGACACAGGAGACUGGGGCCAGCAGCGGGGAGCAGCCAGGAGCUCCCAUGUCCAAGAGCUUCUCUCGGGUCCUGUGGUGACAGUCCUGGCUUGCUGUGCCUCGCAUACACACAAUCCCAAGAGCUGUUCCAUCCAUCCUCCUUUUUUUUUGUACCAAGAAACCAAGAAAACCCUGGGCUCAGCUCCACGGCCAGAGCCUGCAUCCUCCAGCAGCAGUAGGGCUGCCCUCGCUCGCUGCCUCCUUCGUGCUGCCAGCGUGAAGCUGCGAGCCUUGCUGUGAGCUCUCGGCGCACCCGAAGAAAUCCCCGACGGGCAGGGCUCCGGGCUGCUGCCAACUGCUCAUUCGGCCCCGUUUGCCUUUACCGGGGCAGGAGCAGCUUCCCUCUGUCUGCUCAUGCAAGAGCCCUGCUGACGUCCUGCCCAAGUGGCUUUUCUGGCUCUGCUGCUUCCCUCGGUGCCUUUGUACCCAGCCCUCGGCUCAAUAGAUGUGUCAUUCACGGCAUUAGCUGUGUGAAUCCAACGCUGUUUGUGGACAUUGGGAUCUGCUCUGCGUGCUGGAGGUUGCAGGGGGGGGAGAGGUGAGGGCUGAAGAAAUGGAUUUGCAGAGGUUCCCCACGGCCAGGGCUGGUGGCCUGGUGGCCGCCUGCUCCCCCAGCUCCUCUUGUCACACCUCGUUACACUCAAAUUCACCAGAACUGCAUGCCGGCCCCCAAGGAAAUCAAGGAGGGAUCAGCAUCAAUUAUUUACUAAACCUCGAUAAAUAUUAAAAUAAAUAGCAAUGAUUUCCGCUUAA